UCAUAAAAGGUCUGCUUUGACAAUUGCCCAUUUUUCUGAUAACUUAAUCUUCUUUAUAGGACCAGGGGCUUCUAAACAUGGUGAGGACGAUUGACAGCGAGCAAGUAUAACAGUACUAUUACAAAUAAUAAUGAUUAUGAGUAUGAGUAUUGCGGUAAGCCAUCGCAGAGUGUGGAGUGUGGAGGUAAUUAGAAUUGGUUUUCAUCGUUCUCAAACAUUUUUCAAUAGCUAGCUAAUGGAAAAAUGGUAGAAGCCGGAAAAAAAACAAGGGAAGUUUGAAAAUUCAGAUUUUUCCCAAGGCUUUCGGCUCAAUAUUCAAGCUUUCCUUUUUAGUUAAAUGUGGUGGUUCACGUUCACGCUUUAAAAAUACCGGUACCGAAAUCAUGUUUUUGGGUAUUUAAAGAAAGGAGAGGUAUUUAAAUGGACACUGGUUAAUCGUCUGCCAGAAAUAAAAGUUAAUGGGGUAGCACUGAACGCUGUGAUUUUUUAAUUAGAUAUUAGACUUCAGAGAACGAGACCUUUAUGAAUGCAUAGACAUUAUAGGGAUCCUUCUCCACUGACAAAAUGGUCGUCAAAUUCCAAGCAGUUUAUUGUCAAAAAUCAGUAUUCGGUGUUACCCUAUGUUUGGUGGUGUCCCAGUGUCCCAUUAUAACAUUAAAAGAUUGCUGGAACCCAGGGCAAUAGACUCUGGAAAUCUUUGUAAAAGGUCUUUUUCCUUUUGAAAAAUUGUUUUUAUAAUUUUAGGUUUUGUUAUAUUAUGUUGUAAUGGUUGCAAUAUAAUAUAAUAUAUCCCUUAUAGGUUUGAAUAAGAGCAGUAAUGAAUACGCACAUUUCUUAGAAGAGAUCAAUUUUCUUUCAAGUCUAAUUUUUCUACUCUAGAAUUUUUCCCUCAUGGUGUAGAUGUAGAACUUUGGUUCCUAAACAAAAGUUGCACCUUACAUGUCUUAUAGCAAUGUUACCUAAACCAAUUGAUUAUCAUAAAUCUCGUUUGUGCAGACUUUUUGACCGAAUUUAACCAUACUCCCUCUAGCAACUUUAUAACUCUGUUUUUUUUAGGAGAUUUCUUAGUGAAAUUGAAAAAAAUCUGUCAAAGAAAACAAUCUAGUAUUUCAAAUUUUCCAGAAUUGAUUUAAAAUACUCAGAUAUUAAACUGCAGUGUCCCAAAUCACAAUCCCUGAGAAACACAGGACUCUGUGACAAAGCGUUAAAUGACAAGAUUUGAUAACUUAAGAAGGUUUGGAAUCUGAACCGGAAGCUCGGGAAAAACGAGGAUUAGGAUUAGCGUCUCAUAAUUACUCUGGAGGCUCUAGAGCCAAAAUUGACUAAUUUUGUUCAUAAAGAGCUCCAUGUUCCUACCUUACUUAUACCAGAACAGUUAAUCUAUUGUGCCUUUUUAAAACACGCAUUAGUGUGGAUACCUUUCAAAAUUAGUAAAAAUCUCAACAAUAUAAUAAAAAAAGGAGCAUAAAAAAUGCAUUAACCCUUGUCCUUUGCAUUGUCGCUUGUGAGCAUCCAAAUAUGUUAUUUGUGUCUUUGAGUCACUUAAUAUUUGGGGUUUUUCUAUUUAUUGAUAAACAAGUAAACUUGGCCUGCAAAAAUAAGUUUAAAUUUACCUAAAGCAUAAAUAUUUGUCGCAUUAAAAAAUUAAAGAGAAAAUUGCAUUAAUUUUUCGCAUUAAUGCUAUAAAUCAAUUUAUAUCAAAUUUUGCGGGCCAAGUUUACCUUUUUAUCAACAAAUAGAUCAAAUUUUGAAUAUAAAAUGAUUCAAACAAACAAAUUACACAUUUGGACUCUCACCAGCGACAAUUAAUGUGAAUCACAUUAAGAUUUUAAUGUGAAAGUGUGAUAACACACUAAGGACGAGGGGGUCGAAAAUCGGGGGUCAGGAAAAUCACUUUUUCUGACUUUUUAGAGCAGGGCCAUGACAUUUCCUAUGUUUCCCAUAUGUUUCUAUUGUGCCGAAAAAACUUUUGAGUUUAUUGGCAGUUUUCGGGCAUUGUAGAGUGAAUUAGAAAAUAAUACAAAUACAAAAUAAAAGGCAAUUUAAUAUAGAAUAGGCAACCGAAAACCCUAAAUUGGCAACCUACGUAAUUUUGGAGAUAUCUUGUAAAAUUUGUACGAAAUCAGGAAAAAAGUUUACACUAAAACUGGUCUCAUUUUUCAGAGCUAAUGUCACCCCCGUGUUUUAGAGCAAUACACAACUUUAGAGGACUGCAGGAAAAUUUUCCUUUUUGGGUCACUGAUGAUCCAAUCGUCCUUAAAGGGUUAAGAUGUUCCGUUUCUAAAUCGUUUUUAUAGGACUUAAUGUUAAUCCUAUUAAAUUGCGUUACGAAGUGACAUAUGCCCCAUAUGCCACUGUAUUAUCCAAAGUGCGAUAUGGACACCACACACACCCUGAGUGAAAAUGGUAGAGAAAGAUGGAAAAAUCAUUUUCCACUUACACUAGAAAUUUCUCUCUCUCUCUCUCUUUCCCUCUACCUCAUACACACUUUCUCUCUUUUAAUGGAAAAUUUCUCUCAUAAGUCUCUUUGGCUCUAUCUCUCAACUUCUUCUGCACAGAAAUACCUCUGAAAGCCAGUCAUCGGAUCGUUGCUGGCGUGUUCUGAUGCUCUGAAAUCUCUUUAGUGAAUAUAUUGCCACACGCCAGAAUAAAAGGAAUCAUUCACAGUGAAUCACAGACACCUUAUCUGGACAAAAUUUUCACACUAAAAAAAGUCCCUCCGUGUGUAAAAAUUUGUGUUUUCAAGUUAUAAUUUAUAUAUUAAAAAAAAGUUCUGUGUAGUUCUACGAUAAAUUUGUUGAAAAGAAAAUUAUUAGAAUGAGGUGCAGAGAAAAAUUGUUUUAGGAUUUUUCCACAAUUUUCUCCCAUUAUCCUUAAAGGAAUAAACACGCACAAGAUAGAGAUCCAUAAAAAAGGGGUGGAAUUGAACUUUGUACAGAAGAAAAUUACAAAGUUUUUUUUCUGGGUGUGGAGAAGUAAAAAAAAAACGGAAAAUUAAAGGGAGGUAGACGCUGGAGCAAAAGACAAAAAGACAUAUUUUCACAUCACUAUUGCCCGGAAACAAGUAGACAAAAAGUGAGUUUCAGGGUACAAAAGAUAUGUAUAGUUUUCCACCAGAGAGAACAACCCAGCAUGAACAACACAUAUUAAUUUGUCAGAGCAAGGAAGUGUCAAAAGAUCAGUACAAUGUCAGACACUGAGGAAGAUUCUACCAGUUCUGACAGUUGGCCAGUAAAUGAGGAUUGGCUGAUUGACAUAAUCAAGGAACACCAUAGAACAGCGUCCAACAUCAAAAUAACCGACUUUUCUGUGAAGCCCGGAUCACACGAUGGUGUUAGCAAUUUGAGUGACAUACUGGCGGUAUCGGUGGAUUAUGACAUUGAAAAUGAGACAGUAGAUGGGGCCCGUUUGGAAAUAAUCAUCAAAUUACUGCCUCAUGAUCCAUUCAGUCGAUACUUUGUGACAGAAGCACAAUUUGAUUUGCGUGAAAUUAAGUUCUACACCAAAAUUUUGCCUGAUUUGCUGGAAUUCCAGAAGAAUAAUUUGGCAUCUGGUGAAACACCAUUGAGAAUAUCCGUACCAAAGUGUCUCCAUACCCAUUAUGUGGCUGGAAGUCUUCAUACAACUGAGCAUCAACAUGAAGAGAAUAGUCCUGAACCACCGGAGAGUAUACUAGUUUUACAAGAUAUGAGACCUUUUGGCUACAAGUCAGCUCAUUUUAUAAAAGGAUUAACACUUGAUGAGGCUGAAAGUGCAAUUAGAGCUAUUGCAGCUGUUCAUGCCUUAUCAUUGGGGCUGAAGACAAAGCACAAAAUAGAUCUGAAUGAGAAGUAUCCGUUCCUCUUUCAAACCGCCCGCGCUACUGAUAGUUACCAGCAGCUUGUUGAGCAGGGUUUACCUCAACUAACACGCUUUUUGGAGCGUCAACCGGGUCACCAAAAGGAACUGCAAGCCUUAACGGAUAUACGUCCCAAUACCCGAUCACUCAUUGCAAAUCUUCUUCAGCCCCUAGAACCAAUGGGCUUAAUCACUCACACAGACUUUUGGUGCAACAAUCUCCUAUUUAGGGAAUCCAUUCAACCAGAAAGUGAAGACAAUUGUGUUAUACUCGAUUGGCAAAUGGUUACAUACAGUCGGCCAACAAAUGAUAUUGCGCUCUUGCUCAUUUCAUCCCUUCCGUCCCACAUACGACGCGAGUAUACGUCGAAACUUUUGGACUUGUACUACAACACCAUGAAGAUAAAUUGCGCAAAAUUCUCAAUUGAUCUGGAAACUGAUUUGCAAUAUGACAGAGAAAAAUUGCAGAGAGACUACAAGAAAUCUCAACUUUUGGCUCUAUUGCUCUGUGUGGGAUCAGUGGACGUAGCAAUUGGCAAUGUUGAGGCUGAGCAACGUCUCUUGGAUGUACUUCAGGAUUUCUAUGCCGAAGGCAUUUUAACUUUAGAUGCUGAACUCAUUUAAAUGAAUAAUAUAAUCUUCCGCAUAGCAAAAAGCACAAAAAAAAGUAUAUAUACCCAGUCUAUCCAGUCAACAACUUCUUUGCCGUAUUUAACAACAAAAAAAAACUUAGUUUAUUAAUGUGCAAAUCAAAAAGAGAAAACUUUAAAAAAUUAAACCUACAACAAGCUCCAAACACAAAUGAAUUCUUUAAUUAAGUAGUUUCUUGCUCCCUUUCAAGAAUACUUCUUCUUUUUUUUUGUAUAAAUGUGUCUUUUUUGUGCUUCAUCUCAAAACUGUAUAAUCAUUUUAUUUUGGAUGUAAAACAAGAAAAGAAAAGAAUUAUAUGGGAAUUUAAUGGAGCAAAAGAUAUAUAGAGAACAAAUAUUUUAUGAGAAUAACCUUAAAAAAAAAACAAAGUAAAAUUUAAUAAUCAAUUAUAAAUGUAAUAGCAAUUCGUAAAUUGUAUCUAAACAAACAAAAAAACAAGAAAAAAAACAAAAACAUAAUAAUUAGGCUUUAGAAAAUAACAAAAUAGAGAUGAUUCACCCACAGAAUAAUGUAAUAAUUCAAAAUUUUUCUUUCAACUAAAAUCAAUCUUCUCAUACUCUAUACAAAAAAACAUAGAAUAUAUUCGCAAUAAACUAAAUAAAAAAAAAACGUGAUAGUUGAUUGAGAGGAAAAAAAUGUAGGGUGAUUCUUCGAUUAAUAGAGAUUUAUUUUGGGAUCAUGCUGAAGUUUAUUGUGAAAUUGCAAAAGAUGCCUCUCAUAAUUUGUGGCAGAGCUUAAAAGAUGCAGUUUAAAAACAAAAAUCAACAGAAAAAUAAAUAAAUAUCUUUAUAUAAUCGCAAUAUUUCAUCUCAGAAAACAAAACAAUAAAAAAGAGAGUUUCCUAGA
Phlebotomus papatasi is the source of this 5334-nucleotide messenger RNA. RefSeq lists its product as uncharacterized. The coding region runs from base 3187 to 4461 and encodes 424 amino acids. Lineage: Eukaryota; Metazoa; Arthropoda; Insecta; Diptera; Psychodidae. The record is from RefSeq and is a predicted model, not a curated record. The transcript is spliced from 7 exons.